Molecule: messenger RNA, 882 nt
Organism: Symbiodinium natans
Lineage: Eukaryota; Dinophyceae; Suessiales; Symbiodiniaceae
Source: the annotation of a GenBank genome assembly
AUGAUUGAUGCCUAUGAUGUCCUGGGAGUUGCCGUGGAUUGCAAGGAGGACGACAUCAAGCAAGCGUUUCGCAAGAUGUCGCUCCAGAACCAUCCGGACAAAGUGGGUGGAGGAGUCGAGGCAACGAACAAAUUCAACGAGAUCAAGAAUGCCAAAGAGAUCCUCUCAGAUACUGAGCGGCGGAAGAUCUACGACACCUUUGGGGUGGACCUAGGGGAAGAGCGACCCGAGAUGGAAGUUUGGACGAUUGGCAUGAGCACGCUUCUCAGUCCAAUGGGUGGCUUCGUGCUGAAAACCAUCGUGGCUCGAAGUGUCCUGUGGCUGGUCGACUGGGUGUGGAUUGGUCGGUUGCUCAUGCUGCUGGGGCUUCUAGCCGCCGGCUGCUACGCCAUGGACGUCAAGUUCGGAAAUUACAGCGCCCGGUCGGAAGAGGCACUGUCAAUAUUCAUGAACUUCUUCGUGAUCGAUGUUGUCAUCAUUCUCAAUUGGCUAUGGCCACUUCUGGCAGACGCAGUCUGCGUCUUCUACCUGGUAGCCGAGAUUGUAAGCGUACAGAUCCUCAUGGAAAGUUGGAAAAUUGGGGUUGGCGUUGGUGUCGUGUCCCUCUUCGUAGCCUGGCUGGUUCGUGGCUGGUGGCGCUGGAUAGUGGGCUUAGAGAUCCUGUUGGCGGUGGUGCUUCUGAUCGCGCUCACGAUUUCCUCUGGGAUCGUGCGGCUUUGGAUCGAUCAGGUCUUCACCCAGCAUGGUGACAAGCUUAAGGAGUGGCGGACCAAGAUGCGAGCUAGGCGAAAGGAGACGGAGGCGGAGCUGGACAAGCUCCGGAAGCGAGUGCAAACCCUCGAGGAGGAGAACGAAAAGCUGAAGAAGAAAGGGCGGGCCUGA